AUGCCGGUGUCACGUGAAUGCUUCAGGACCAUCUACCCGUUCCGACGCAUCCACACUCAGUCCGAUUCAAACCACAAAAAUGUAUCUCCAACUCAACGGUUGUUUGAUUUAUCCCUCAGCUUCUCGCGAACACCGCUGAGCGGCAAUACAAACAUGCGAUACACGCGCUACAAUGGCCGUGGCGUGGCGAUGCCCUUCAGCAAGCUGACGAAGCUCGACAUUGUGAACAAAUAUGGUCUAAGCGCACGCGAUCUGCGGACGCUCGAUGUGCCAUCCGAUGGAUUCCCACAUAUCCUCAUCCGGGAAUCCACCCUGCUGAUCCAUAUGUUCAAUCUGCGGCUGCUGGUGCAAGCCGACCAGAUGCUGGUCUUUCACCUGGACGAAACAGCUCCUCCAGAGUCCGAUACGAUCUCACGCGUCUUCCUCCGUGAUCUGGAGUCGAAACUACGCGGCGACCCCGGCUUGGGAGUGUCGGUGGGCUUGCCCUACGAACUGCGCGUUCUCGAGGCGGCGCUGGCGGCGGUCACCUCUACUCUCGAAGCGGAGUAUGUGCUAGCCAAGGAUCAAGUCAUGCAGACCCUACGCAUGGUGGACAAGGAGGAACGCGAGAUCCAUUCCAAUUUACGAACAUUAUUAGAGCUUGUGCGAAAACUCGCGGCGACCGAAAAGCGUGCGCGGCAGGUCCGCAGUGCAGUUCAAGACGUAUUGAAUACGGAUGAGGAUAUGGCUGCGAUGUACCUCAGCGAUAAACAAGCCGGGAAGCCUCACCAUGUGGAGGACCAUCAGGAUGUGGAAUACUUGCUGGAAGCGUACUACAAGGCGAGCGAUGCGGUCGUCCAGGAAGCGGCGAGCCUGAUGGGAACGAUUCAACAGACGGAAGAGAGUAUACAGUCGAUCCUGGACGUGCGACGCAACCAGAUCAUGGUGCUGGAAGCCAAAAUCGAGAUCCUGAUGUUAGGAAUGGCCGUGGCAACGCUUGUAGCGGGUUGGUAUGGCAUGAAUGUCGUGAACUACUUCGAAGAGAGCGGCACGGCCUUUGCCGUGCUGGUUACAUCCUGUCUGGUCGCCAUCGCCUUCCUUUCGCGAUAUGGCUUCCGGCAGCUGCGGAGGAUUCAGAAGAUGCAUCUAUAG
Molecule: messenger RNA, 1131 nt
Organism: Aspergillus pseudotamarii
Lineage: Eukaryota; Fungi; Ascomycota; Eurotiomycetes; Eurotiales; Aspergillaceae
Product: CorA family magnesium transporter
Exons: 2
Coding region: 1-1131 (376 amino acids)
Biological process (GO): mitochondrial magnesium ion transmembrane transport
Cellular component (GO): mitochondrial inner membrane
Molecular function (GO): magnesium ion transmembrane transporter activity
Source: RefSeq, a predicted model, not a curated record